CCAAAACCAACCAUGGCUCGCAUCUUCAUCACCGGCUCCAGCGACGGCAUCGGCCAGGCUGCGGCCAAGAUACUUGCCGAUCAAGGCCAUUCGGUCGUCCUUUAUGCUCGCAACGCAGAUCGCGCUUCCUCGACAGAGCGAGCAGUACCUAACGCCGAAGCUGUACUUGUUGGCGACCUUGCGAUCAAUUUUUGAAACCAAGAAACUGGCAGAAGUCGCCAAUGCAUCCGGGAGCGGGGCGUUCGACGCCAUAAUUCACAACGCAGGCAUCGGCUACGGUGCCACGA
Molecule: messenger RNA, 287 nt
Organism: Blastomyces dermatitidis ER-3
Lineage: Eukaryota; Fungi; Ascomycota; Eurotiomycetes; Onygenales; Ajellomycetaceae
Exons: 1
Coding region: 13-195 (60 amino acids)
Source: RefSeq, a predicted model, not a curated record